Ceratotherium simum simum (southern white rhinoceros) is the source of this 2085-nucleotide messenger RNA. It is a transcript of the gene MFSD2A, whose product is annotated as MFSD2 lysolipid transporter A, lysophospholipid. Lineage: Eukaryota; Metazoa; Chordata; Mammalia; Perissodactyla; Rhinocerotidae. Gene Ontology annotation, biological process: lipid transport across blood-brain barrier; fatty acid transport; carbohydrate transport. Gene Ontology annotation, molecular function: lysophospholipid:sodium symporter activity; fatty acid transmembrane transporter activity. The record is from RefSeq and is a predicted model, not a curated record. Gene Ontology annotation, cellular component: plasma membrane.
GACUACGACGGGAUCCCGGGCGGAGCGGAGGCCCGCGGAGCAGAGUUGUAUCCCGGGGUCCCGGUCGCAGGCGGCGUGGCCCACGGGUCAUGGCCAAAGGGGAGGGCGCCGAGAGCGGCUCCGCGGCGGGGCUGCUGCCCGCGGGCAUCAUUCAAGCCGGUGAACGCCCGGCCCAGGUGAAGAAGGAACCGAAGAAGAAACAACAGUUGUCUGUUUGCAACAAACUUUGCUACGCAGUUGGGGGGGCCCCCUACCAGGUGACGGGCUGUGCUCUGGGGUUCUUCCUGCAGAUCUAUCUGUUGGAUGUGGCUCAGGUGGACCCUUUCUCUGCCUCCAUCAUCCUAUUUGUGGGCAGAGCUUGGGAUGCCUUCACAGACCCCCUGGUGGGUUUCUGCAUUAGCAAAUCCUCCUGGACCCGCCUGGGCCACCUCAUGCCCUGGAUCAUCUUCUCCACACCCCUGGCCGUCAUUGCCUACUUCCUGGUCUGGUUCGUGCCUGACUUCCCACAGGGCCAGUUCCUGUGGUACCUGCUUUUCUAUUGCCUCUUUGAGACACUGGUCACGUGUUUCCACGUUCCCUACUCAGCUCUCACCAUGUUCAUCAGCACAGAGCAGAGUGAGCGGGAUUCUGCCACUGCAUAUCGGAUGACUGUGGAGGUGCUGGGUUCAGUGCUGGGAACAGCGAUCCAGGGGCAAAUCGUGGGCCAAGCGGAUACACCUUGUCUCCAGGACCCCAACGGUUCUGCAGUGGCCUCGGAAGGUGCCAAUCGCACACACAGCACCACCUCACCCAGAGAAACGCAAAAUGCAUACCUGCUGGCAGCAGGGGUCAUUGCCUCCAUCUACGUCAUCUGUGCUGUCAUCCUGACCCUGGGCGUGCGGGAGCAGAGAGAACCCUGUGAGACUCAGCAGGCUGAGCCGAUGUCCUUCUUUCGGGGCCUCCGGCUAGUCAUGAGCCAUGGCCCGUACGUCAAGCUUAUUGCCGGCUUCCUCUUCACCUCCCUGGCUUUCAUGCUGGUGGAGGGGAACUUUGCCUUGUUUUGCACCUACACCCUAGGCUUCCGCAACGAAUUCCAGAAUCUGCUUCUGGCCAUCAUGCUCUCAGCCACAUUCACCAUCCCCCUCUGGCAGUGGUUCCUAACCCGGUUUGGCAAGAAGACGGCGGUAUACAUUGGGAUCUCAUCAGCAGUGCCAUUUCUCAUCUUGAUGGUCCUCUUCGAGCAUAACCUGAUCGUCACAUACGUGGUGGCUGUGGCAGCCGGCAUCAGUGUAGCGGCUGCCUUCUUACUACCCUGGUCCAUGCUUCCCGACGUCAUUGACGACUUCCACUUGAAGCAGCCCCACUCCCGUGGAACCGAGCCCAUCUUCUUCUCCUUCUAUGUCUUCUUCACCAAGUUUGCCUCCGGAGUCUCACUGGGCAUCUCCACCCUCAGUCUUGACUUUGCCGGGUACCAGACCCGUGGCUGCACCCAGCCAAGGCGUGUCAAGUUUACACUGAAGAUGCUGGUGACCAUAACUCCCAUAGUCCUCAUCCUGAUAGGCCUGAUGCUCUUCAAGCUGUACCCCAUUGACGAGGAGAAGCGGCGGCAGAACAAGAAGGCCCUGCAGGCUCUGAGGGAAGAGGCCAGCAGCUCCGGUUGCUCUGACACAGACUUUACAGAGCUGGCCAGCAUCCUUUAGGGCCUGCGGUGUUGCCUGAAGCUACCAUGCACACGGCCUGGGUCACCAGGGCACAUGAGGAAUCCGGGCCUGCUUGCCCACUCACUGAACAUCUGGUGCCAGGAAGGGAGCCAAAGACUCGAGAGUAAGCGGCCCAGGACACCUCCUGUGCCCACUGUGGGGCAAAUCGUUCAUACAGCUGCCCGCCUCCCCUCUGCUCUCCCAUGGGGCCGAGCCCUGGGGCUGCUACUGUGAAUAUGCCAAGGACUGAUGGGGCCUAGCCUGGAACACUAAUGUAGAAACAUUUUAUACAGAGACUAAUUAAUAACUUAAUCACCAUGUACAUAGCAAUGUGUGUAUGUAUAUGUCUGUGAGCUAUUAAUGUUAUUAAUUUUCAUAAAAGCUAGAAAACAGAGCUGCCUGUUUC